CGCCCCCGCCGCCGAGCCGGCCCGGGGAUAAAGUGGCGGCGCAGACGCCGCACCCUGUCGCCGCGAAGCCGGUCGCGCGCAGCUCGUCCCGGCCCUAGCCCGCCGCAAACGAAGAUCCGCGGCGCUCGGGGAACGCGACAGCGGCGCUCGUGGCCCCGGUAACUGCCUCCCGGCCCCCGCCCCAGCCCGCCAGUGCCGCCGUCAGGGGUGGGGAGCAGCAUCGGGGUCCCGGAAACACCCGGCGUGAGCUCCCGCUACCCAUGUAUGCGUGUGUGUGUUCACGGUGUGUGUGCGCGCGUGUCCUUGUGUGCGCGCGUGUGUGUGCGCGCGCGCCCUCCCUGCUCCCUCGCACCAGCCCCCAAACCAACUUGUCCCCAUCAACUCCAUCUUUCUAGUCCCCACCUUCCCCGGUGCAGAUACCGGCGAAGCGCCCCCCGGUUUUCCCAGGGGCAUUUCCGAUGACAGCUGCGGGGCUACAUGUCCUGUACUGUCGGAGACGCGCAGGAAGCAAAGUUUGUGAGAAACCUUGGGGGCGACUUUGCCUCGGGCACCCGCAUUUGUGCGUCUGCGAGGUGCCUCGGUGUGCGCCGAGCUAGUUUCCCAGUUUCCCGGGCCCCUCCCUGCUCCGAGCCCCUCCAGCGAUUUGUUUAGGAAAAGUGAUUACAUGAACUAGUAGUGGAGAUUCGCAGCGCCGCUCCCCGCCCUGGGGAGGGAGGGGAGCCCUGGAGAGAGCCUGCCAGUGGGAGCUGGAAGCAGGCUCCCGGCUGAGCGCCCCAGCACGAAAGGCAGGGUCUGGGUGCGGGAAGAGGGCUCGGGAGCUGCCUUCAUGCUGCCUUGGGGCCGCCUAGAUGAGGGAACAGCCGGGUUUGCCUGGUUCUGAUUCUCCAGGCUGUCGUGGUUGUGGAAUGCAAACGCCAGCACAUAAUGGAAACAGGAUCUGAAGACCCUUCCAGAAUGCCAGAGGAAAGUUCCCCCAGGCGGACCCCACAGAGCAUUCCCUACCAGGAUCUCCCUCACUUGGUCAAUGCAGACGGACAGUACCUCUUCUGCAGGUACUGGAAACCCACAGGCACACCCAAGGCCCUCAUCUUUGUGUCCCAUGGAGCUGGAGAGCACUGUGGCCGCUAUGAAGAGCUGGCUCAGAUGCUGAUGGGGCUGGACCUGCUGGUGUUCGCCCACGACCAUGUUGGCCACGGACAGAGCGAAGGGGAGAGGAUGGUAGUGUCUGACUUCCAUGUUUUUGUCAGAGAUGUGUUGCAGCAUGUGGAUUCCAUGCAGAAAGACUACCCUGGGCUUCCUGUCUUCCUUCUGGGCCACUCCAUGGGAGGUGCCAUCGCCAUCCUCACGGCCGCAGAAAGGCCGGGCCACUUCGCCGGCAUGGUACUCAUUUCACCUCUGGUUCUUGCCAAUCCUGAAUCUGCAACAACUUUCAAGGUCCUUGCUGCGAAAGUGCUCAACCUUGUGCUGCCAAACUUGUCCCUCGGGCCCAUCGACUCCAGCGUGCUCUCUCGGAAUAAGACAGAGGUCGACAUUUAUAACUCAGACCCCUUGAUCUGCCGGGCAGGGCUGAAGGUGUGCUUUGGCAUCCAGCUGCUGAAUGCCGUCUCACGGGUGGAGCGCGCCCUCCCCAAGCUGACGGUGCCCUUCCUGCUGCUCCAGGGCUCUGCCGAUCGCCUGUGUGACAGCAAAGGGGCCUACCUGCUCAUGGAGUCAGCCAAGAGCCAGGACAAGACUCUCAAGAUUUAUGAAGGUGCCUACCACGUUCUCCACAAAGAGCUUCCUGAAGUCACCAACUCCGUCUUCCAUGAAAUAAACAUGUGGGUCUCUCAAAGGACAGCCACGGCAGGAACUGCGUCCCCACCCUGAAUGCACUGGCCGGUGCCCGGCUCAUGGUCUGGGGGACGCAGGCAGGGGAAGGGCAGAGAUGGCUUCUCAGAUGUGGCUUGCAAAAAAAAAAAAAAAAAUCAGAAAUUGGAGAAAUCUCUAGCACAAUUUACUAAAAAAUAACAAAAAGACAUUUUUGUUAUACAUUACGCUAUCAGACACUGGAUCUAUCUUAAUGGGUAGACACUUUAUGCAAAAAAAGAGAAAGGUCCCAGGUAAUUUUCCACAGAUAAUGUGCUAAAAUGUCCACUGAAAACAAAGCCAAGCCUCUGCCCGCCUCUCCCAGCUCCCACAGGGGUUCCAGGAAUUCCUGGUGUUCCCAGGACACCAGACUGCAAUAACUGGAGGCACCUCCCUCCUGCCCACCCUCACUCGCGCCCCAGCGCCCUCUCUGACCGGCCUCCACUUGGUGGCCUUCCUCUGGCUGUGUGAUGAGGUGGCUGCUGUCUCCAUAGGGGCCAGCUCCCCGGGGCAGACUCACGUGCCCCUCUGAGGCUCAGAAAAUGCCCAGCCCUUCCUCAAAAUAAGCAGCCACUCAUGACUUUGUGGGCUCCUUGUUACCCUGAGGCCAGGCUUUGCAGAGGGGAGGGGGGUGAGGCUUAGCCCAGAAAUAUAACUGAGCAGGAAACCGAGCCUCUUCUCUGUCCUCUGCCCUUCCCCUCCUGCCAGGGAGAGGCGCAGGUUGGCCCCUGAGUGCUGUCUGUAGUCACAAAGGCUGCCUUUCCUCUGGAGUCACUAAUUUUACCUGAUGCUGUUAGAGAAUCGUAUUGAAGAUGAAAUGUCUAAUAUAUAAUAUAUAUUUUAAAGCAGAGACUAUUUUGGUGGGUAGGUGGGAGGGAGCAAGGGAAGUUUGAAGGAAUCAGAGCUUGAUGCUACUGUACAGAACUGGACAGGUUAGGCCGGCAGUGGUGGGGCCAGAGGGCCCUGUGCUCCAGGAGCUAAGCCAGCAGCCCCCAAGAGGGGACUUGGCUGGGCCUUUCCUAUGGGCAAGGCCCAGUGCCCUUCCUGUGCCACUCCCUGUCCCCCGGGGACCAUGGAGCAGUGGCAGCCUAUGGGGCUGUGAUCCCUGGGCCUGGGCCAGGGCCUGCCUAUGGCCCAGAGCUACCCUGGGAGUGUCAGUGCUAGCAGCACAGCUACCUCUGGUGGCAGGAGAAGAGAGGCCCCGCACAGUGGCAGGCCAGGCCUUCCUGCCCAGGUCUACAUGGAGCACUCGGUGACCCAGAGCAGGGACUGGAGGCACUCCCAGCCCUGCCCCAGGCCACAGCAGGACAGGCCAGGACAGGCCUCACCCAAGGCCAAGGCUGGCAUCAGCCAAUCUUUCGGAGUUGAGGCCCUGGCCCUAGCCUGCCCAUCUCAGGUGCCAACACCACCCCAGCCCUGCCCUUGGCCUCACUUGGUCCCAGCAAUAAGUGGGGGUCACCACCCGCCUGGGGAAUACUUUCACCUUCUAAAUGGGACUUGCUGUUACCUCAGGAGGCUCCUUAGUGCAAACGUGACCCUGCUCAGGGCGUUGCCACCGUUGAAGCCCUGCAGAAGGUGCAAUCUAGGGGUUCUGGGGCCACAGAGGAGGGGGCCACUUCCCACCAGGACCCCAACAUGAAGUCUAGGCAGUGGGGGCUCCCGCCCUUCUUCCUCCAGCAGCGGGAACUGCCACUGCUCUCCUAGGCCCUGUUCUGGAGGCUAACCUUGGUUCCUGGAACGUGUGCCCCUCCACCCUCCCUGCAGCAGCCCUGAUCACACCGUGACAGAGCCGGGAAUGGGUCACCCUGCUGAAGCUCACUCUGUGCCCUGGGGGAGGAGCCAAGCCCUCACCCCACAAGGGGCAGGUGGGGGCUCUGGUGGUGACCCGGCCCACGUCCCCACAGAGCGCCUUCUGUAGCUCCAGCUUGUCUCCCUGGCUUCUCUUUGAAGGAGAAAAAUGUAAAAUAUGCACUGAGAGAGAAAGCCAGCCCCGCCUGCUCGGUCAGCACCGGCAGCAGGACAGCCAUGGGAGCUCGGGAAAAGCAGGAACCCUUUCCAAAAGCAAAGAGACGCCCUGGGCUCAGAUCUGUAAUUCUCCCAGGAGCUGUGACAAAGCAGGUCACACAAAGUCCCUACGCCUCCCUGCCACCUCCCCCAGACGCAUGUGAUGGCAUCGCCAUUCCCCAAAUUAAGUAUCGGCAUGCGGCCUGACCAGGGACUCUUUAGAUGCAUGAAUUUAUUUAUAUGAAGGCUCUCACAGAGACACACACAGCACUUCAGUAGCAUUUGCAUUCCUGGUUAAAGAAUCACCAAUAUUUAAAAGAAAAACUUUCCUGAAAUUGGGACUGUUUCAUGUUAUCCGGAAGGGCUGGUACAUCCGCCCACCGUGUCCCCCUGCUGGGUCAGGAGCCAGCACAGGACCCUGUGCGUGAGCGAGCCUGACAUCUCACGCGUGGCCACUCCAGAGCUGGUCCCCGUCCUUGGAAAGCUGUGAAGUCUUGCGUUGAGUUCCUUCUCGAUAUUGACGGCUCUGUGCUGACAUUCUGAGCUCUGGAGUCGCACUGACGCAGGGCCGUGGAGGAACUGAGGUUUGGAAGGGAUGCCAGGUCUCACAUAGCUUGGCCUCGAGAAGGUGAGAGGAAGGCCAAGGUCAGGGAGAGGACCCAGAGAGGUCUGGCACACAAGGCCCAAGCACCACCGUCAACACGGCCCAGUCCAUACAGAAAUGGGUUUCAUGCCUGAAAAAUAUUUUACAGAAAGAUGCCACCUGUAGCCGGUGACAGCCGCAACCCUACAGGCCUCAGUUCCUUGCAGAGGCGAGGAGUAGAGAGUCAGCCUCCCUCCCUUCCAGCAGCGACCCAGCUUCCCCCGCUUCCAGGUGGUGCUGGGCUCACCGAGGGAGCACUGGUGGGUACUCUGAAAACCCACAGGCUCUGCUCGGACUCCACCCCCAGGCCCACCUGGGUCCUAUCUCACGCUCUUCUCUCACCAAUUGCUAACAUAGACCUUGUUGGGAUCACGACAGCUUCACAAGCCAGCUGUUGGGUUUGCUAUGUCACUGUGGCUCAGUCACAUCCCUGUGUGUAUACUGUCUGCGGGGCACAUAUGUAUCCGUUUAGAGCUAAAGGAAUCAGUGUACACUACAGCUAAUCCUAAUAAAUCCGAUGUUUUCGGAA
This is a messenger RNA of Cercocebus atys (sooty mangabey), 5021 nucleotides long. RefSeq names its product monoglyceride lipase (gene MGLL). NCBI's taxonomy places the organism in Eukaryota, Metazoa, Chordata, Mammalia, Primates, Cercopithecidae. Gene Ontology annotation, cellular component: membrane. The record is from RefSeq and is a predicted model, not a curated record. The transcript is spliced from 8 exons. Gene Ontology annotation, molecular function: lipase activity. Bases 925 to 1866 code for a protein of 313 amino acids.